AUGGCCCACGGUGACCUGGACGAGGAGAGUCUCAAUGACCUCUACAGCUGGGUGGAUGCCAUCCCUCUCUCCCGCCCCAAGAGGAACAUCACCCGCGACUUCAGCGAUGGAGUUCUGGUGGCCGAGGUGGUGAAGUUUUAUUUUCCCAAAAUGGUGGAAAUGCACAAUUAUGCUCCAGCUAAUUCCACCCAACAGAAGCUCUCCAACUGGGGACACCUGAACAGGAAAGUGUUGAGCAAAUUGAAUUUUUCCAUUCCCGAAGACAUCGUCCGGAAGAUUGCGCAGUGCACCCCUGGCGUGGUGGAGUUGGUGCUGAUGCCGUUGAGACAGAAGAUUGAGGAGAAGCAGAAGCAAGCCAAGAUGUCAAGCACCUCUUACCAGGGCCGGCCACCAACUCCUCUGGGCUCCUGCAGCCUUUGUUCCUUCCCGACUCCAAAGCCCCAGGACCUGGGCAUGCGCGCCAUUGUGGAAGAGAACAACUACAUGGAAACAGGCUACACUUCGAAGUCCAAGCCCAACAGCACCGGAGGUUACACCAAGGACACUCCUGGCUUGGAAAGGGGUCUCAAGGGACAGACGGGGUACCCAGUGCCUCUGCAAACGGAUGCCAACCUGCGUCUGCACCUGGCCGAGCGGGAACAGGCGCUGCUGGCUUCCCAGGAGACCAUCCAGAUUCUGCAGAUGAAAAUCCGCCGACUGGAACACCUGCUGCACCUGAAGAACGUCCGGAUUGACGAUCUCUCCCGGCGCCUGCAGCAGGCGGACCCCAAGCGGAAGUGA
Pseudonaja textilis is the source of this 780-nucleotide messenger RNA. It is a transcript of the gene SPEF1, whose product is annotated as sperm flagellar and cilia associated 1. Gene Ontology annotation, biological process: regulation of cytoskeleton organization. NCBI's taxonomy places the organism in Eukaryota, Metazoa, Chordata, Lepidosauria, Squamata, Elapidae. Gene Ontology annotation, molecular function: microtubule binding. The record is from RefSeq and is a predicted model, not a curated record. Gene Ontology annotation, cellular component: axoneme.